GAGCAUAAGAUCAGUCUGAGGAGGAGAUGUGAAUUUGUGACAGAAGGAACUGCUGCAGCAGGAAGUGGAACCCCCCUCAACAGGAUCUACACUGAGCUCUACAUCACACAGGGACGGAGGGAAGGGGUGAAUACCCAACAUGAGGUGUGGCAGCUGGAGACAACAUCCAAGAUGGAGACCCUCCAUGACACUCCAAUCAGGUGCCAGGACAUCUUUAAACCCUUACCUGGCCAAGACACACACAUCAGAGUAGUUGUGACGCAGGGCGUUGCUGGGAUUGGAAAAACCUUCUCAGUGCAGAAGUUCACUCUGGACUGGGCAGAGGGCUUGGAAAACCAACAUGUCAGUCUUGUGGUUCUGCUUUCAUUCCGGGAGCUGAACUUGAUCAAAGAUGAGCGCUACAGUCUUCUCCAGCUGCUCCGUGUUUUCCAUCCAACAUUACAGACGGUCACAGCAGAGAAGCUCGCCGUCUGUAAAGUCGUGUUCAUCUUUGACGGCCUGGAUGAAAGCAGGUUUUUAUUGGAUUUCCAGAACAAUGAGGUCGUGUCUGAUGUCACACAGACAUCAUCAGUAGACGUGCUGUUGACAAACCUCAUCAAGGGGAAUCUGCUUCCCUCGGCUCUCCUCUGGAUAACUUCCAGACCUGCGGCGGCCAAUCAGAUCCCUCAUACAUGUGUGGACAGGGUAACAGAAGUCCGAGGGUUCACUGACCUCCAGAAGGAGGAGUACUUCAGGAGGAGAUCCAGUGAUGAGGAGCUGUGCAACAGAAUCAUCUCACACAUCAAGGCGUCCAGGAGCCUCCACAUCAUGUGCCACAUCCCAGUCUUCUGCUGGAUCACUGCUACAGUUCUGGAGCACAUGUUGGCUACAGACCAGAGAGGAGAGCUGCCCAAGAGCCUGACUGACAUGUACUCACACUUCCUGCUGGUUCAGACACAGAGGAAGAAGCACAAGUACGAUGAGAGACAUGACAGGAGUCAGCAGGAGCUGAUGGAGACUGACAGGGAAGUUCUUCUUAAGCUGGGCAGGCUGGCGUUUGAACAUCUGGAGAAAGGCAACCUGAUGUUCUACCAAGAAGACCUGGAGGAGUGUGGUCUUGAUGUCAGAGAGGCCUCGGUGUACUCAGGAGUGUGCACAGAGAUCUUCAAAACCGAGUGUGUGCUCUUCCAGAGAAAAGUCUACAGUUUUGUUCAUUUGAGCAUUCAGGAGUUUCUCGCAGCAGUCUACAUCUUCCACUGCUAUACUAACGGGGACAUGGAGACACUGGAGACUUUUCUGGGAAAAGAUGACAAUGGACAAUCCCUGGAUGCCUUCCUGAAGAGAGUCAUGUCUAAAUCCCUGAAAAGUAACAAUGGCCACCUGGACCUCUUUGUCCGCUUCCUUCAUGGCCUCUCACUGGAGUCCAACCAGAGGCUCUUAGGAGGCCUGCUGGUUCAGACAGAGAGCAGAGCAGAAGACAUCCAGAAAGCCAUCAAAAACCUGAAGGAGAUUAACCCCGACCAGUUCUCUCCUUUCAGUGUCUCUCCUGACAGAAGCAUCAACAUCUUCCACUGUUUGAUGGAGAUGAACGACCUCUCAGUACAUCAGGACAUCCAAGAGUUCCUGAAGUCAGAGAACAGAUCAGAGAAGUCACUCUCUGCUAUCAAGUGCUCAGCUCUGGCCUACAUGCUACAGAUGUCAGAGGAGGUUCUGGAUGUGUUGGACCUGAAGACGCACAGAACAUCAGUGGAGGGACGACGGAGACUGAUCCCAGCUGUGAGGAACUGCAGGAAGGCUCGGCUAUCUGGCUGUGGACUCUCAAAGACUCACUGUGAAGUCGUAGCCUCGGCUCUGACGUCCAACCCCCAUCUGACAGAGCUGGACCUGAGUGAGAACAAGCUGCAGGAUUCAGAAGUGAAGCUGCUGUCUGCUGGUCUGGAGAGUCCAAACUGCAGACUGGAGACUCUGAGAUUGAGGUUCUGCAGGUUGUCAGAGAGCAGCUGUGCUUCUCUGGCCUGGGCUCUGAAGUCCAACCCCCAUCUGACAGAGCUGGACCUGAGUCACAACAACCUUCAGGAUUCAGGAGUGAAGCUGCUCUCUGCUGGACUGGAGAGUCUAAAUUGCAGACUGGAGACUCUGAGGCUGUCUGGCUGUGAACUCUCAAAGACUCACUGUGAAGUUGUGGCCUCGGCUCUGAAGUCCAACCCCCAUCUGACAGAGCUGGACCUGAGUGAGAACGACCUGGUGGAUUCAGAAGUGAAGCUGCUGUCUGCUGGACUGGAGAGUCCAAACUGCAGACUGGAGACUCUGAGACUGAGUGACUGCAGGUUGACAGAGAGCAGCUGUGCUUCUCUGGUCUCGGCUCUGAAGUCCAACCCCCAUCUGACAGAGCUGGACCUGAGUGACAACCAGCUGCAGGAUUCAGCAGUGAAGCUGCUGUCUGCUGGACUGGAGAGUCCAAACUGCAGCCUGAAGACUCUGAGACUGAGUCACUGCAGCUUGUCAGAGAGCAGCUGUGCUUCUCUGGCCUCGGCUCUGAAGUCCAACCCCCAUCUGACAGAGCUGGACCUGAGUGAGAACCAGCUGCAGGAUUCAGGAGUGAAGCUGCUGUCUGCUGGACUGGAGAGUCCAAACUGCAGACUGAAGACUCUAAGGCUGACAGACUGUCAGGUCACAGAUGAAGGCUGUGCUUCUCUGGCCUCGGCUCUGAAGUCCAACCCUCAUCUGACAGAGCUGGACCUGAGCUACAACUACCUGCAGGAUUCAGGAGUGAAGCUGAAUCCCUACAGGCUGGAGGAUGUAACAAAUUGGAUUAAAGCUGACAGCCUGAGGAUAUAUGCCCGUCAUCUCACACUGGAUCCAAACACAGCGCACAGAUUCCUCCGUCUGUCUGAGGACAACAGAGAGGUGGAGAUGAUGUCUAAGCAGCAGUCGUAUCCUCGUCACCCAGACAGAUUUUAUCAGGAGCCUCAGGUUCUGUGUAGAGAAGGUCUGACUGGGCGAUGUUACUGGGAGGUCCAGUGGAGUGGAGAGGUUGAUAUAGCAGUGACUUACAGAGGAAUCACAAGAAGAGGUUUUGACUCUCGGCUUGGAGCCAAUAAACAGUCGUGGAGUCUGAGGUGCUCUGAUGAUGAUAACAGCUACACUGCCAGACACAACAGGAAGGACACCAGCAUCUCUGUCCGUCCCCGUGGAUCUGACAGAGUAGCAGUGUAUCUGGACUGCUCUGCUGGAACUCUGUCCUUCUACAGAGUCUCUUCUGACAGACUGAGACUCCUCCACACCUUCAGCUCCACCUUCACUGAGCCUCUCUACCCUGGGUUUGGGCUCUGGUCUCCUGGUUCUCGUCUCGUUCUGCUGCCAGUUUCUGAGGGAAAAUGUUGCAUAAUGUGAUGGAUAUGAGCAGCUUUGGAUUAAUAUCAUUGUGCUAGACAGAUAUUAUGCAAG
This is a messenger RNA of Myripristis murdjan (pinecone soldierfish), 3426 nucleotides long. RefSeq names its product NACHT, LRR and PYD domains-containing protein 12-like. Gene Ontology annotation, molecular function: protein binding. The transcript is spliced from 10 exons. The record is from RefSeq and is a predicted model, not a curated record. The annotation marks the transcript as partial. Lineage: Eukaryota; Metazoa; Chordata; Actinopteri; Holocentriformes; Holocentridae.